Molecule: messenger RNA, 1251 nt
Organism: Ogataea philodendri
Lineage: Eukaryota; Fungi; Ascomycota; Pichiomycetes; Pichiales; Pichiaceae
Exons: 1
Coding region: 1-1251 (416 amino acids)
Source: RefSeq, a predicted model, not a curated record
AUGAGAGAUUUCCACAUCGGGCAGAGUGAUCUCACCGGUUUUAGGGGCAGGCAGGAAUCCGAUCUUGACAAGGUAGCUCACGUACCGGGCCAAAAUGUCCAGAGUCACACCGGCUCCAACAGAGGUGUCCUCACCAGUGUACUUGGAGUCAGCAACAAGACUCUCCACUGCGUUCUUAUCGCACAAUUCUGGAGCUUUAGUGUCUUGUGGCAGGUUAUCCAGCACAAAGUGCAGCAAUGGAUACAGCGCGUUGUCCUUGCCUUCGUCAACAACGUAUCGUUCCAAAGACUUGGUCCAUUGCAGGUAGUCUGCACGCUGAACGUUGUAGCCAAACUUGUGCAGAGCAGCCAGCAUUUCGUUAAAUCUGAUACGUGGAUGGCCGGUCACGUGAACAACAGGAAGCGUGGCAGCAGAAGGAGGAUGCAGAGCAGCAGCAACAACAACACGGGCAACGUGGUCCACAGGCACAGUGUUGACGCUGUUGGAGAUGUCCGGGUACUCGCCAAUCUCAACACAGCCCUUCAACAUACGGAGCAAGAAAUCGUCCGUGUUGGCAGCACCAGUCUUGGAGAAACCUUGCACAUAACCAGGUCUGAUGACAGCACCUCUGAGACCCUUUUCACCGGCCUUUCUGAUAAUAUACUCGGCAGCCCACUUGGACUGUCCGUACCCGGUUCCCAGGCCUUUGGAAGCACCCAUGAGGUCGUCGGCCUCGGAAAUACCAGCCUCUCCGGCAUCCACAAGCUUGUCAGAAAGAGAGACGUAGUAUGGAACGUCGAUGGUCGAGGUGGAAGACACAAACGUGUACACCUUUGGUUUACCUUCAGCACAAAGAUCCAUUACAUUGACGGCAGAAAUGACGUUGGCGUCACGCAAUUUCGAGUAUGGGUACACCCAGUGGACCAAAGCUCCGUUGUGCACAAUCACGUCGAUCGACGUCACAAGUGUCUUCCAUUGCUGCUCGUUGCCAAAGUGAGUCUCGGCAAGGUCUCCAAGAACAAUCUGGAUCUUGUCAGUCCAUUUGUCAUUCCAGAUACCGUAAGUCUUUCCGGUCUUGACAAGUCUCUCCAAAGCAGACUUUUCAUCUUUUGCACGAACGUGAGCCCAGACCUUGAUAUUGGUUUUUCUGCUCAACAAGUCACGCAAGAUGAACGAUCCCAAGAAUCCAGUACAUCCCGUCACAAACACGUUCAAUGGUUGUGUGAAAUCCAAAGAUUCUCUGGUUGGGUACUGUUUCAAGGUAGCAGCUAG